Molecule: messenger RNA, 988 nt
Organism: Rosa rugosa (rugosa rose)
Lineage: Eukaryota; Viridiplantae; Streptophyta; Magnoliopsida; Rosales; Rosaceae
Product: casparian strip membrane protein 1-like
Exons: 3
Coding region: 214-792 (192 amino acids)
Source: RefSeq, a predicted model, not a curated record
ACCUUAAAGAUGGAGCCAGUGGGAGCAGGUGGGAUUGCCAUUGUGAAAAAAUUAACGAGUUAAACUAAAGCUUUACCAAUGAAAUAAGCUACUAAUUGAAGUAUGGUAUGCUUUGGUGUUCCGGUUGCUUAGUAUAAAUUCAUGAGCAGUAUCACUAAAUCAGAUACAAGCACGCUUCAAGCUUCCAAGAGCAUCACACAUAACUAAGGGAAAAUGAAGGCAGCAACAGUAGCAGCAGGACCAGAACUACUCGAGGGUAGCGAAGCCCACAAACCAAUCCCAAAAGUGAGGGUGAGCAGAGUGCUCUCUGUUAUCGAUUUCAUUCUGCGAGUAGUUGCAGCCGUCGGAACACUAGCAAGUGCCAUAGCCAUGGGAACCAGCAGGCAAACACUUCCCUUUGUCACACGGUUUGUUCGAUUCAAGGCUAAUUACAAGGAUCUUCCCACGUUCACGUUCUUUGUGAUUGUCAAUUCAAUUGUAUGUGUCUACCUUGUGCUUUCACUUCCGGUGUCUAUUGUCCACAUAAUCUGGACUGGAGCAGUGAAAAGUAGGAUCACCUUGGUCAUCUUAGACACGGCAAUGCUGGGUCUUUUAACUGCUGGUGCAUCCUCAGCAACAGCAAUAGUGGCCAUGGCACACUAUGGCAGCACCCUUGCCAAUUGGUUUCCAUUCUGCCGCCAAUUCAACAACUUCUGUCAGCGCAUUUCAGGCUCUCUGAUCGGCUCGUUCGUCGCCAUUGUUGUGAUCAUACUGCUAAUCAUCUUGUCCUCUGUCGCAAUCUCUCGCCGCUAGCUGGUCAUGUGUGGCAAGAAACUGAUACAUUGUGAUGGACUAAUUAAUGUCAUCUUUUCAUGGGGAUAAUAGGGUUUGUGAGGGAGUGAUUUAAAAAUUUGCCUAGUUAUCACAUACAGAACAAUCUUUCAUUUACACAGCUUCGAGUUGCCUUUCUGUAUCUUCAAUCUGCAAUAUAUUACAUUUUCUUGUGCCA